UCUUCAACGUCACCGCUAUCAAGCUGUCAUUUUUCCUUUAUCGCCAAAAAUGUGCCGAAGUGUGGAGUGGUUUGGAACAAUGCUGCUCCAAAAUAAUAAAUAUAGUUCCAGUUGCUGUCACCCAUGUUUCAAGAUUGGAGUGGCUUAAAAAAAAUACAGGUGAUUUACCCACUGAAGCACUACAAACAGCAGAUUUUGUUCAUCUAAUAGAUCAGUUUGAUUUUCUCAACGGUUCAACUUUGAAGCCACAGCAUGGUAAGAAAUUUCGAUGUGCAUUAUCCAUCGACAUAUCAAAGGUUAUGGACCUGCCGUUCGCGUUUGGAAUUGACGCCGGCGCAGUGCAAGAGAGACAGCACGUGAAGGAUAGAGCUAACGCGGGCAAAUGUCGUACGUUAAGGGGCCUACAGACACACGAACAUGUAUUAAGACAUGAACGCACGGCGAUGUUUGCGCAGUGAUACCCGUCGAUCUACUUUUAGCUCCACACAUAGAGACUUGUGUGUCAGUUUUCUCCACGUCGAUGUUGUAGUUUGUCGCCAUGUCUAGCGAUGAUGAGUUAAACUUACUAGCAGUGGCGUGCGUUUGUAUUGUGAAAAAAAGAAAACAUCAAUUGAAAAAGAGACGUCAGCCACGAAGAAAAUGGGUUAAAGAUUGGCUUUUGAAGCCAAUAUUCUCACAUCAAUUUACUUGAAGAGCUACGAUUAGAACCUGAUGAUUGGCGAAACUACCUCCGGAUGGAUGAAGAUAGUUAUAUAAAACUCCUAGAGAUGGUUUCGCCACUUAUUGAAAAACAGAACACACCGAUGAGACCCGCUAUAUCGGUACAUGAAAGACUGUCGGCCACAUUGAGGUAUUUGGCCACUGGGAGGAAUUAUGAAGAUUUAAAAUUUUCUACCCUGAUUUCUCCACAGUCAUUGUGCAACAUAAUUCCAGAGACAUGCAGCGCUAUUUAUGAAGUACUGAAGAAAGACUAUAUGAAGUAUACCCAAGGAUCCCGCAAGGAGGAAACAGUGGUUAGUUGCCAUAAGAAGGGAGAAUUUUAAUCCGAGUGAUAGGACAGUUAUAUGCGAAAAUCACUUUACAAAGGACGAUUUUGAGCUGAAUGUACAUGGAAAUACAGUUCUCAAGAAAACUGCAGUGCCUUCUGUUUUUAAUUUCCCCGUACAUUUACAGCAAAAAGUAGUAAUAAGGAGACCUUUAAAACGAAAGAUAUCUGAUAACAAAGAACAUGGUGCUAUUGCCAGUACAUCAGGCAUAAAUACUGAACCAGUAUUAGGAGUUAUGUCAAGUGAAUCUGUCAGUGCUGAAAAUGAGGAUAUAGAUUCUGAGCAACCUACUACUACAUCUCAAAUGGAAUUCCCUAAAAGAAGACGAAGAGAUCCAAUUUUCUUUGGGGACUUCAAAGAAAGUGAUUUAGAUGAUGUGCAGAAGAGAAAAAGAUUUUGGAAGGUAGCUCAUCAUACUAUAGCAAAGUCUAGGAGAAAUAUCAGGUAUUAUCAGUGCAUAGCCAGAAGACAAAAGAAGAAGAUAAAAAGCCUUAAUUUAUUGUUGGACGAAUUGAUGGAAAAAGAGAAAAUUUCAUCACAGCAGCUCAUGGUAUUGAAGGAAAGUAUUCCUGAAGUACAAAAAGCCAUACUGUUUAGGCACCUCAAAAAGGGCAUCAAAGGAGGAAAAUAUAGCCCUCAACUGAGAUGCUUUGCUUUAACAUUAAAUUUUUAUUCUUCUUCUGCAUAUCAGUAUGUUAGAAAAGUGUUUGGCAAAAAUUCUCUCCCGCAUCCUAGAACACUAACAAAAUGGUAUUCUACUGUAGAUGGUACACCGGGGUUUAGUGCAGAAGCAAUACGGGCUGUCAAAAUGAAAGUUGACAUUAAAAAAGGAAAAGGAAAGCAACUAGCAGGUCUUGUGAUUGACGAGAUGUCCAUUCGUGAGCAUGUACAUUGGACUGGUAGUAGGAAUGUUGGAUACAUUGAUUAUGGAACUGGUAUGCAGAAUAGUGACCAAUUACCACAUGCAAAACAUGUAUUUGUGAUAAUGCUUGUAGGUUACAAUACAAGGUGGAAGGUUUCCAUUGCCUAUUUUUUAGUAGAUGCUUUAUCUGCUGAAGAAAAGGCAAUGUUAAUUAAAGGGUCUUUCCUUCAGUUGGAAACAACUGGGGUGCUGAUUAAAAGUAUCACAUUUGAUGGGUGUGCAUCCAACAUUUCGAUGGCAAAUUUGCUGGGAGCAAAGCUCAGUUUUCCUGGAAUGAAACCAUAUUUCAUAAACCCAGUGAAUAAGGAAAAAGUACAUAUCAUUUUGGACGCAUGCCACAUGAUUAAAUUAGUACGUAAUACUUUGGGUGAUUGGGGCAUAUUAUGUGAUGGAAAUGGAGACUCCAUUAAAUGGUAUUAUUUUAAAGAACUGGUGAAGCUGCAAGAGGAAUCAGGGCUUCAUUGUGCCACUAGACUAAGGUCUCGACAUAUUAACUAUUACAAAGAAAAAAUGAAAGUGAAGCUUGCUGUCCAGACCUUUAGUGCUAGUGUUGGUGAUGCCCUAGAAUACUGUAAUCAGGACUUGAAUAUUACAAAAUUUAGAGGUAGUGAAGCAACUGUUUCUUUCUGUCGAAAAAUUAACAAUAUUUUUGACGUUUUAAAUGUUAGAAAUUUCUAUGGGAAAACUCCUUGUAAAAGGCCUCUUUUCAAGGGAAACAGCGAAACCUUCAAAAAUUUUAUCAAAGAAUCUGUAGAAUAUUUAAGUUCAUUGACAGAUCAAAAGCACGAUAAAGUAACUUAUAAGCUAAGUCAAGAUCAUCUUGAAAUGUUUUUUUCAGCAAUCCGUUCAAGGGGAGACUUUUCGAACAACCCGACUGCCUGGCAUUUCGAAAAUGCAUAUAAAAGACUCUUAAUUCAUAGUGAAAUAACUACCUCAGAUAGUACAAAUUGUCUGGCACAGGACAAUACCUCGAUUUUAAAUGUUACCAUUGAAAGCAAAAAUAACUCAAUUUUUACUACUGACUUAUUAUAUGAACAGACAGAAUCUUCAGAUGCGGAAGAUGAGUUAUUCAUUAAAAACUAUAACACAAUUGCCAACUGCACAUAUAUUUGUGACAUUGUUGAGUAUAUUGCUGGGUUUAUCAGCAAGAAAUUAGUUAAAGCAUUAAAUUGUAAUGAAUGUGCUAAUGCUUUAACUUCGGACAAUUCUUUGUCGCUGCUUUUAAAUAAAAAAAAUCGAGGAGGUCUCUGUAAGCCAUCCAGAGAUGUUGUGAAAGUGUGCAUAUGUGCAGAAGGCUUAAUCAAAUGAAACUCAAUUUCGACACACUAUUCGUUGGC
Messenger RNA from Acanthoscelides obtectus, 3305 nucleotides. NCBI's taxonomy places the organism in Eukaryota, Metazoa, Arthropoda, Insecta, Coleoptera, Chrysomelidae. The record is from the annotation of a GenBank genome assembly.